AUGAAAAACAUAACAUUUUGUCUCCUGGUUUUGGUUUCGGCCACAUUUGUGUUGACUACCAAGGCCAACGCUGUCGCCUCAAAAGAACUGGACUUGGGCAGCGAGUUUGAUUGGGAAACAGAACUGGAUGAACUUUUGGAUGAACUGGACAACGAUGAGGACUACAUGGACGUGGAGCAACUGGGCUUCAUUCGCAGUGUAAGAAAGGUUCUUAGAAAAGCUCUCAAAACAGUUCGUGGCACCAACUGCAUCAUCAAGGAGGUGGUGGAGAUUCUCAGUUCCUGCACCACGUACGUGGAUGCGAUCGAUGACUGCGGCACAGCUAUUCCCAAGGAUGUGGCCAAAAUUGUGGCCUCCGUGAAGAAGAUCAUCAGCAUCUGCAACGACAUUAUACACCUUCGAUCUAAGCUAUGUGCCGCAGAUGACUCCUCCAGCUCUACCGCCAAAAACUCAUGCAAAUGCUUUUGGAACUUGUUUAAGGCCACAAUGAAGUUGACCAGGCAGAUUAAUAAAACCCUGAAGUUGAUUGCCAAAUUGCCUGCCGACACCAGUGAGUGUUUUGUGAGUGCCACCAACAAUGUCAAAGUGUCAUUUAACUCUUUCCUUCCCAACAUCAAUGUCUGCAUUGAUUCAAUGUAAAAAAUAAAUACA
Drosophila bipectinata is the source of this 651-nucleotide messenger RNA. RefSeq lists its product as uncharacterized. The record is from RefSeq and is a predicted model, not a curated record. Lineage: Eukaryota; Metazoa; Arthropoda; Insecta; Diptera; Drosophilidae.